AUGUCUCUCUCUGCUCGUACCGCCGUUGUUUCACGGGUCACCAACGAGACCAAGAUCCAGGUCUCAAUCUCCCUGGAUGGUGGAGUCCUCCCACCUUACGAACCCACCACCCACUUCGCCGCCCCGACAGACCCCCAAGAAGCCGAGGCAGCCAAGAAGGGCAUUGUGCCCGAGAAAGACUCUAGCCAUGCGACCCAAUUCACCCCAACCCAGCAGAUCACCAUCUCUACUGGAAUUGGGUUCUUGGACCACAUGCUACACGCUCUGGCUAAGCACUCAGGAUGGAGUUUAGCAGUGCGGGCUAAGGGUGAUCUUUACAUCGACGAUCACCACACAACAGAAGAUACUUUCCUCGCCCUCGGCACAGCAUUUACCAAAGCCCUCGGUGCCCGCCAAUCGCUUACCCGAUUUGGUCGUGGAGAUGCGCCUCUCGAUGAGGCUCUUGCCUGGGCUGUUAUUGAUCUCUCCAGCCGUCCGUGGGCUGUGAUUGACCUUGGCUUCAAGCGCGAGAAGAUCGGUGCUUUGAGCACUGAGAUGAUCACACACGGUUUGCAGAGUUUCGCGCAGGCUGCUGAUGUUACUUUGCACAUUGGAUGUACCUAUGGAGAUAACGAUCACCACCGUGCGGAGGCUGCGUUUAAGGCGUUGGCUGUUGCGAUGCGGACUGCUUGUACGCGGAGAGUUGCUGGUGAGGUUGGUGCGGGUGAUAUUGUUAGCACCAAGGGUGUACUGUAA
Penicillium odoratum is the source of this 735-nucleotide messenger RNA. It is a transcript of the gene his3, whose product is annotated as imidazoleglycerol-phosphate dehydratase HIS3. The transcript is spliced from 2 exons. Gene Ontology annotation, biological process: L-histidine biosynthetic process. Gene Ontology annotation, molecular function: imidazoleglycerol-phosphate dehydratase activity. Lineage: Eukaryota; Fungi; Ascomycota; Eurotiomycetes; Eurotiales; Aspergillaceae. The record is from RefSeq and is a predicted model, not a curated record. Bases 1 to 735 code for a protein of 244 amino acids.